GCCCGGAUCACCACUCGCCUCCAGCAGUAUCGGGCCAAAGCAGAACUCUCCAGAAACACCCGUCCUCAGGCCUGGGUUCCUCGAGAGAAGCUGCCGCGACCUUUGACCUCCAGUGCCUCGGCCAUCAGGAAACUGAUGAGGAAGGCGGAGCUUAUGGGCAUCAGCACCGACAUCUUCCCCGUGGACACGUCGGAUGCUAACGCUAGCAUGGACGGCCGCAGGAAACACAAGCAACCUGCGCUCACUGCAGACUUCGUGAACUACUACAUGGAGCGGAACAUGCGCAUGAUCCAGAUCCAGGACAACAUCUCGGAGCAGAAGAGCCUGAAAGACAAGCUGGAGAGCGAGCAGGAGAAGCUGCACGUGGAGUACAACAAGGUGAGGAAACUCUCUAAAUCUUACAGUGACCUGUCGCUAGUUAAGGAGAUCCAGACUCGUAUCGGCAAAGCCGCAACGUCUUUCAGUCGUUUGCGCUCAAGAGCGUGGAGCAAUAAAUACCUCACCGAGCGCACUAAGACACGCAUCAACCAAUGUUGCGUGGUCAGCGUCCUGCUGUAUGGUUCCGAGGCGUGGUCAACUUACGCGCGGCACGAAAGAGAGCUAAAUGCUUUUCACAUGCGGUGCCUGCGCAACAUCCUCGGGAUCACAUGGCGGGACAAGGUCACGAACGAGGCGGUGCUGGCGCGUACGGGCAGCAAGUCAAUGUUCCAAACACUGAAGGUCAGGAGGCUGCGGUGGCUCGGUCAGCUUCGCAGAAUGCCAGAUGGCCGCCUGCCAAAGGACAUCUUAUACAGCGAGCUGAGCGCUGGUUCCAGAGGCAGAGGACGACCACUGCUGCGCUUCAAGAAUGUCGUAAAGCUUGACAUGAAGGCCCUGGACAUUGCGACGGACAACUGGGAGAGGCUGGCAGAGGACCGGACGAAGUGGCGCGAGCAGCUGCGUGAAGGUGGUGACAGACUUGACAAAGACUGGAUUCUCUCUGAUUGCUCU
Molecule: messenger RNA, 990 nt
Organism: Notothenia coriiceps (black rockcod)
Lineage: Eukaryota; Metazoa; Chordata; Actinopteri; Perciformes; Nototheniidae
Source: RefSeq, a predicted model, not a curated record